Molecule: messenger RNA, 1201 nt
Organism: Durusdinium trenchii
Lineage: Eukaryota; Dinophyceae; Suessiales; Symbiodiniaceae
Source: the annotation of a GenBank genome assembly
GAAGAAACAACCAGUCCAUGUGAAGUCUGAGAAUCAUUGAAAAUCAGUCCAUGUCAGGUUCUUCAUGUGCGAGGCGCAAACAGAUCUUCCCCAACGCAGGCUCGGGCUGUCCUCCGGUGCUCCGCGCGCUACCCACGGCGCCACCGGCAUGCGCCGGUUCUGUGUUCGGUCCGACCCUUCUGGGUUGCUCCAAGUGCAUCCGCGGCCUCUGGAGUUCGCGAAGCGGCGACUGCUGGUGGUCUGGCCCCUUCGGUCGAAGAAAGGCAUUCUCGCACUGGCAUGGCCGAGCAAAUGGCUGAGAGCCUACGAACUGGCGCUCACGAUGCGAUCCAUGACAUGGAAGCGACUGCGUGGGACUUGGCAGUGGACCUGCGACGUGCGCAAGAUGCACAGGUCUUUGAUUUGCUCUCAGCUGAUGGCUUUCUGUUCUGUGCACCCGAGAAUUUGGCCACCGUGAGUGGAGAAAUGAAGGAGUUCUUCGACCGCUGCUACUACGGCGCCCAAGGGCGCCUGAAUGGCCGCCCUUAUGCCUUGGCCAUCAGCGCUGGCAGCGAUGGCUUUGGUGCGGCCGCACAGCUGGAGCGCAUCUGCCGUGGCUGGCGCUUGAGGCCCGUGGCCGAGCCUGUGGUGAUGCGGAGCGGCGCGCAAAGUGCCAGGGAUGUGGCACAGGCCAAAGUCUUGGAUGAGCGUGGCCAGCUGCGAUGCCGAGAGCUGGGCGCCUUGAUCGCAGCCCAUUUGCUCUUGGAAACAUGAGGAUCGUCGCCGGCGACGAGGAGAGCGUGGAGGCGAAGCUGAAUCCAGUGGAGCCAAGCGAAAAAGAGGUCGUGGUGAACCAGACACUCCAAGGAUGGCCCGGACACUCUGUGGAUGGCAUAGUUUGCAUGGAGAAGUGCGAUGGCAUGAAGAAAUGCAGGGUCGUUGGGCGACAGAAGCAACUACCACGCUAUCAGUACAGCCCAGCCGUCUGCAAGGCUCUGAGAAGCGGAGAAGUGGCAUGCGACAUGUGCCGUCUGGGGAGGGCAAGUGGUGGUGGUCUCUUCCCGGCAUGAUGCUGGAAUCUUCCCGGCGUGCAUCCGUCUGAAAAAAGGGACCUGCUUGCCGAAACUGCCUCAUGAUGAUACAAUAGAGAUUGUGUUUGACUGCUUCUAAGAACUCUGAAGUGUACUAUACCUCUCGGAGAAUGCUGGGGAACCAUCUUCAG